AUAAUAUAUAUUGGCGUUCUCUCCACACAAAUCGCAGUCGCCUCCGCCUCCUUUGCUUGCUAAGCAUCCCCUCGGUCUUCUCCCCCGCUUCCUCUCUCCGAACAAGCUAAGAGAGCGGGCCCGAAGUCCAUUCGCAGCCACCAGUCGCCGUUGAGGUACAAGGAAACUUGAAGAUGGUUGAUCAACACCCAACUGUCAUGCACAAGGUGGCUGGCCAGCUCCUUGCCCGUUCUAGUCUUUCUCAAGACAUGCGUGGCUGUGAUGGGGCUUUCCAGAGGCCCGCUCUGUACCAGAGACGUGCAUAUGGGAACUACACCAAUGCUGCAUUCCAGUAUCCUGCACUGCCUGCUUGCAGAGCUUCCGUGGAUCUAUCUAUGGUUGCUUCAAGUGCAUCCCCAAUGUUUGUUCAUGCCCCAGCAGAGAAAGGAUUUGCUAGCUUUGCUAUUGAUUUCUUGAUGGGAGGAGUCUCAGCUGCAGUGUCGAAGACAGCUGCUGCCCCGAUUGAGCGUGUGAAGCUUCUUAUCCAGAAUCAGGAUGAAAUGAUUAAGACUGGCAGGCUUUCUGAGCCUUACAAGGGUAUUGGUGAUUGUUUCAAGAGGACGAUUAAGGAUGAGGGGUUUGGGUCAUUGUGGAGAGGAAAUACUGCCAACGUCAUCCGUUACUUCCCAACUCAGGCCCUGAACUUUGCAUUCAAAGAUUAUUUCAAGAGGCUCUUCAACUUCAAGAAGGACAGGGAUGGCUACUGGAAAUGGUUUGCUGGUAACUUGGCAUCAGGAGGCGCAGCUGGCGCUUCAUCCCUACUCUUCGUGUAUUCUCUGGAUUAUGCCCGUACACGUCUUGCCAAUGAUGCUAAGGCCGCGAAGAAGGGUGGAGAGAGGCAAUUCAAUGGAUUGGUUGAUGUCUACAGGAAGACGCUCAAGUCUGAUGGUAUUGCUGGGCUAUACCGUGGUUUCAACAUUUCCUGUGUUGGAAUCAUUGUGUACCGUGGUCUCUACUUUGGAAUGUAUGACUCUUUGAAGCCUGUGGUCUUGACUGGAAACUUACAGGAUAGUUUCUUUGCUAGCUUUGCCCUCGGUUGGCUUAUCACAAAUGGUGCUGGGCUCGCAUCCUAUCCUAUUGACACAGUUCGUAGAAGAAUGAUGAUGACCUCGGGUGAAGCAGUAAAGUACAAGAGCUCACUGGAUGCAUUCUCGCAGAUCCUGAAGAAUGAGGGCCCAAAGUCUCUCUUCAAGGGUGCUGGUGCCAACAUCCUUCGUGCCGUUGCCGGUGCUGGUGUCCUUGCCGGUUACGACAAGUUGCAGCUGAUCGUCUUCGGCAAGAAGUACGGAUCUGGCGGUGCCUAAGUGAGGCCCCAUAUCUUUCUCUGUGCUUUUUUUUUUAGCAUUCACUAGAUGGCGAUGAAAAUCUAAAUUUAUGAGAGAUUUUAUCCGGUCAAAAUUCUCAUUGAAAUAAUCCACGCACAUUAGAGGAGAGUUUCUCCUGAACAAGUUGUAUGCGCUUUGGCUGGAAUUUUGAUUGAUCAUACAGACUGCGAUUUUUCUUUUCAGUGCUGCAGCGGUUAAAUUGCUGCCUGGGAUUUGAAAUUCUUAAUUGAAAUGUUUGGAGAGAGUUUUCUUC
Punica granatum (pomegranate) is the source of this 1617-nucleotide messenger RNA. NCBI's taxonomy places the organism in Eukaryota, Viridiplantae, Streptophyta, Magnoliopsida, Myrtales, Lythraceae. The record is from RefSeq and is a predicted model, not a curated record.